This is a messenger RNA of Rotaria sp. Silwood2, 483 nucleotides long. The record is from the annotation of a GenBank genome assembly. NCBI's taxonomy places the organism in Eukaryota, Metazoa, Rotifera, Eurotatoria, Philodinida, Philodinidae.
AUGCCUCCUUGUCGAACGUUUGUUGCUCCUGAAUAUAAACCAUUAAUUAUUGUUGAUAAAUCAGCAGCUUGCGCUGAAUGUUUUGACUUUAUUGGUGCUAUUAAUGGACCACAAAUUACUAAUACGUUGGCACCAGCAAUUAAUCGAUUACGUAUUAACGACAUGUACUUGAUAUGUGAUAAAAGUCGAUUGCAUAACAUGGCAAAUAUGAUGCGACCGUUAAAGACUGGUAAAUGUAAAUCAAUUAUAGAUAUCCAUUACAUGCCAACAGCAUCAGCAAAGUACAUAUCACCAUUAGACAAUCCAAUUUGGCAUUCAUUUAGGAAACUUGUUCGAAAACAAUAUCCAUUCACAACAGUAGAUCUUUCAUCAAUACUUUCACGAACUUUUUAUUCAUUAUCAAGACAAGAAAUCAGCAAUGCAUAUCGUAAAUGUGCUAUUACAUAUGGAACUGACGUAUAUUAUGAUCAACCAUCUACAUAA